Messenger RNA from Exophiala viscosa, 1590 nucleotides. Its product is annotated as aldose 1-epimerase. Gene Ontology annotation, biological process: glucose metabolic process; beta-D-galactose catabolic process via UDP-galactose, Leloir pathway. The record is from RefSeq and is a predicted model, not a curated record. The coding region runs from base 214 to 1431 and encodes 405 amino acids. Lineage: Eukaryota; Fungi; Ascomycota; Eurotiomycetes; Chaetothyriales; Herpotrichiellaceae. Gene Ontology annotation, molecular function: aldose 1-epimerase activity; carbohydrate binding. The transcript has 2 exons.
UCUCCUCUUUUGUUAGUCUUCCCCCGCACUUGUUGACCGCCACAAACACCCGCAAAGGCUCCAAUGCUCCCCCAUGAAAGCUCUUCAGGUCCAGCUAUUGAGAUCCACCAUAGCAUCAUGACCAUCAGCGACAUGCGCACCAGUAGCAAAGCAACCUUGUGAGAAUGUAACCAUGCUUUGUGUCCUCGCGCCAUCACGCAUUACACAGUAAAGAUGUGGUUAUAUCUCCUCCAGAUUGUGCUUGCUUCCAGCAUCGUCGUGCCGGCUCUGUGCCAGAACAGCUCCAUCAAUUCGACAGGUCCAGCCAAUCCUUUUCAGGUAUAUACCUUGACGGCUCAAAACAUAACAGCCAAGUUCAUUCCCUAUGGUGCACGCAUCACCUCGUUGCUGGUUCAGGACCGCAAUGGCAACUAUCAGGAUGUGGUGACAGGAUACGACGACCCGACCCAAUACCUCAGAGACACAGAGACUAACCACACCUACUUCGGUCCAGUCGUAGGUCGCUACGCCAAUCGUAUCAGGAACAGUACAUUCCAACUGAAUGGACAAACUUACCACAUACCCGCCAACGAGAACAAUGGCGAGGAUACUCUGCACGGUGGCACUGUUGGCUACGAUCAGCGCAAUUGGACUGUGGUCACCUCCUCAAACUCGAGCAUUACUUUCGGGCUACUCGACACAGCUUUCGAAGGAUUCCCAGGCACAGUCUUGACCACUGCUACCUUCACUUUAUCGACAUAUCCCAGCGGACCUCAGGGACAGCUGCGUCCACGCUUCACCAGCAAGAUGGUCUCAACAGCCCUGGACCAAGCUACACCAAUCAUGCUCGCCAACCACAUCUAUUGGAAUUUGAAUGCGUACAAACAGGCAACUAUCUUAAACGACACCACGCUGUGGAUGCCGUAUGCUGAUCGGUACAUUGUCAUUGACUCGAUCGAGAUUCCCACUGGCGCGCUGGGAUCGGUAUCGGCUUUGCCAAACCUGGACUUCACUUCGCCGAAGCUUGUCGGCACGGCAGUGAGCAACGCGACCGGCGUAUGCGGCGCAGGAUGUACAGGGAUCGAUAAUGCCUUCAUUCUUGAUAGGCCUGCCGAUGCUGGUCCGACAUCGUCCAACUAUCCUGUGCUUUCUCUGUGGUCGACGACCACGGGCAUUCAAAUGGAUGUGUCCACGAACCAGCAAGGACUGCAGAUUUAUACCUGCAACGGGCAAAAUGGAACGAUUCCAGUCAAGCAGAGCCAACAGCAGCGAAACAAUGGUACAAGCGGCGCAACGGGAUUUGUCAACAAGUAUGGAUGCAUGGUGAUCGAAACGCAAGCCUGGAUUGACGGCAUCAACCAUCCAGAAUGGGGAGUUGGUCAAUACGAGGUUUUCUCACCCACGACUGGGCCAGCAGUCAAUUAUGCCACGUAUGAUUUCUCGACAUUUUGAGAAGGUUCUGCAGCGGUGAUGGACCAUAAAAUUCUGCUAAUAUCUAAUGAGCGCAAAGCACAAGGCUGCGACGCAUUGUGUCAGCCAAUCAGCGGCUUGGAUAUCCACGUCAUAGUAAACAAACAAUCGAAACAAUUGCUUCGCUUGAGAAGAACCGAA